AUGACUCAAAACGCGUCGUCAGGUGGAGCACUAAUAGAGAUGGGAAGUCUGGGCAGCAAGUUCCAGUCCCCGUCUCCUCCAGGACCAGAGGAGGGGCUGGAGGCCAUCAGCAGCAUCCAUAAACACAGCUGUGAUUGUAAAAAGAGGAAACGGAAUGCGCAGUGUGACUGUGAGAGUGAACCAGAGGACGAGGAUGCUGUGCUGGACACGCCGCGCAGGAAGAAGCUGAAGAGCACGUCUCGCUACAUUUAUCAGACUCUGUUUCUGAACGGAGAAAACAGCGACAUUCGCAUCUGUGCUUUAGGCCAAGAGUGGAACCUCCACAAGGUUUACCUCUGUCAGGUGAGCGUGACUCUGUCGGUGAGCGUGACUCUGUCGGUGAGCGUGACUCUGUCGGUGAGCGUGACUCUGUCGGUGAGCGUGACUCUGUCGGUGAGCGUGACUCUGUCGGUGAGCGUGACUCUGUCGGUGAGCGUGACUCUGUCGGUGAGCGUGACUCUGUCGGUGAGCGUGACUCUGUCGGUGAGCGUGACUCUGUCGGUGAGCGUGACUCUGUCGGUGAGCGUGACUCUGUCGGUGAGCGUGACCCUGUCGGUGAGCGUGACCCUGUCGGUGAGCGUGACCCUGUCGGUGAGCGUGACCCUGUCGGUGAGCGUGACCCUGUCGGUGAGCGUGACCCUGUCGGUGAGCGUGACCCUGUCGGUGAGCGUGACCCUGUCGGUGAGCGUGACCCUGUCGGUGAGCGUGACCCUGUCGGUGAGCGUGACUCUGUCGGUGAGCGUGACUCUGUCGGUGAGCGUGACCCUGUCGGUGAGCGUGACCCUGACGGUGAGCGUGACCCUGUCGGUGAGCGUGACCCUGUCGGUGAGCGUGACCCUGUCGGUGAGCGUGACCCUGUCGGUGAGCGUGACCCUGUCGUCCGGAUACUUCUCCAGUAUGUUCAGCGGCUCAUGGAAGGAGUCUAACAUGAUGGAGAUCAACCUGGAAAUCCCAGACCAGAACAUCGACACCGAGGCUCUUCAGGUGGUGUUUGGGUCUUUAUAUCGAGACGACGUCCUGAUCAAACCCAGCAGAGUCGUCAGUAUCCUGGCCGCUGCUUGUAUGCUCCAGCUGGACGGACUGAUCCAACAGUGUGGAGAGAGCAUGAAGGAGAACCUCAGCUCCAAGAGCGUCUGCAGCUACUACCUCUGCGCCAGUCUCUACGGCUUGGACUCAGUCAUGAAAAAAUGUCUGGAAUGGCUCCUCAAUAAUCUCAUGACCCACCAGAACGUGGAGCUGAUGAAGGAGCUCGGGUCAGAGAUAAUGGAGUUGCUGAUUCAGUCCUCAGACCUGUUUGUGAUGCAAGUGGAGAUGGACGUGUACACAGCACUUAAGAAGUGGAUGUUCCUGCAGCUGAAUUCCUCGUGGGAUGGACCAAUCAAACAGCUGCUCGCUGAUGCAGACGCCUGGCUCUGUAAGAGGAGAACAGACCUUGGCGAACAGGAGCCGUUCUUAUACACAGAAGAUGGGAAACCGUUCAGUUCGGUGUUUAAACACGUUCGCCUCCAAUUCAUCAUCAACGAUCUGGCCUCAGCGCGGAUCCUGGAGAGAGACAACAUCCUGCCCACAGAUUGGCUCACUGCUGUCUACAAAAAUCAGUGGUUUGCGAUGCUCAGGACUGAGUUCGACAACGACACUGGUCCCCAGGAGGCGAACCGGGAGGAGUUUGAACUGAGCAGUAUGCGCUGUGGCAGGAAGCUGACCAAAGAAGGAGAUUACUGCUGGCGGUGGACAGGCUUUAAUUUCGGCUUUGAUCUCCUGGUGACUUACACCAACCGCUUCAUAGUCUUCAAGCGAAACACUCUAAGUCAACCAUGUGGGGGCGCUGUCAGCCUCCAGCCCAGGAGACACCUGGCAUACAGGUUACGCCUCGCCUCCUUCGACAGUCGUGGGAAAUUAGUGUGCAGUCGCUCGACAGGUUACCAGCUCCUGACAUUAGAGAAAGACCAGGAGUACGUGGUGAUGAACCUGGACAGUCGGUUAUUAUCGUUCCCACUUUACGUCUGCUGUAACUUCCUAUACACGUCAUCACGCUCGGACGUCAGAGCAGACUCUCCAGAAACAGAAAGCAGCAGUGUGCCAUGA
Molecule: messenger RNA, 2124 nt
Organism: Knipowitschia caucasica
Lineage: Eukaryota; Metazoa; Chordata; Actinopteri; Gobiiformes; Gobiidae
Source: the annotation of a GenBank genome assembly